This is a messenger RNA of Triticum turgidum subsp. durum (durum wheat), 792 nucleotides long. The record is from the annotation of a GenBank genome assembly. Lineage: Eukaryota; Viridiplantae; Streptophyta; Magnoliopsida; Poales; Poaceae.
AUGGCAGCCGCUGGAGUUAGCAGGGAGCAGAGGUGGAGCCUCGCCGGCGCAACCGCGCUGGUCACCGGCGGCAGCAGAGGAAUUGGGCAUGCAAUCGUGGAGGAGCUUGUCGGGCUCGGGGCGCGGGUGCACACGUGCUCCGAGAACGCGGCGGAGUUGGAGGAGUGCCGUCGGCGGUGGGAGGAGACGAAGCUGCCGGUCACCGUCUCCGUCUGCGACGUCUCCGUGCGAGCCGAGAGGGAGAAGCUCAUGGAGACGGCGAAGCAAACCUUCGACGGCAAGCUCGACAUACUAGUAAACAACGUGGGGCGGAAUGUGGCCAAGGCGGCCGUGGAGUGGACGGCGGAGGAGUACUCGCAUCUCAUGUCGACUAACUUGGAGGCGGCGUUCCACCUAAGCCAGCUCGCACACCCCUUCCUCCGAGACGCCUCCAUCGCCGGAGGAGGCAGCGUCGUUAACAUCUCCUCGGUUGCGAGCUCACUCGGCUACCCGACCCUCGCACUAUAUUGCAUAUCUAAAGGAGGAGUUAAUCAGCUUACAAGGAGCCUUGCUGCCGAGUGGGCUCAAGAUAAGAUCCGUGUCAACUCCGUCGCUCCGGGUGGGAUCAAUACCGAGCUGCAAAACAGUGUGGAUCCAAAGGUCAUAGAAAAUACGUUGUUGAGAACUCCGAUGCAUCGGCUCGGUGAGCCAGUUGAGGUGGCGUCGAUGGUGUCGUUCCUUUGCAUGCCAGCAGCUUCAUUCGUCACCGGCCAGGUCAUCUACGUCGAUGGGGGCCGAACCAUUAGUGGCUAA